Messenger RNA from Pelobates fuscus (common spadefoot toad), 948 nucleotides. It is a transcript of the gene RHEBL1, whose product is annotated as RHEB like 1. Gene Ontology annotation, cellular component: plasma membrane. The transcript is spliced from 8 exons. The coding region runs from base 54 to 608 and encodes 184 amino acids. Lineage: Eukaryota; Metazoa; Chordata; Amphibia; Anura; Pelobatidae. Gene Ontology annotation, molecular function: GDP binding; GTPase activity; GTP binding. The record is from RefSeq and is a predicted model, not a curated record. Gene Ontology annotation, biological process: small GTPase-mediated signal transduction.
GAACGCAGCACGUGUUUCUUAUUUUGUUUGGAAUCUAUUUGAUUGAUCACAUUAUGCCUUUGGUCAAGCACCGCAAAGUUGUUAUGCUAGGGUACCCCGCAGUUGGUAAAUCGUCUCUGGCAGUUCAUUUUGUUAAAGGAGAGUUUCCAAAAGAAUACGAGCCAACAAUUGAAAACACCUGGAGUAAAACUUUUGUUAUCGGUAAUGAUGAAUUCGAGUUGGAUGUUGUUGAUACCGCCGGCCAGAAUGAAUAUUCUAUGAUUCCCCACGCAUUUGUGUUCGGCAUUCACGGUUACAUUGUAGUCUAUUCUGUCGGAUGUGAAAGGAGUUUUGAGAUUGCCCGUACGCUGCAUAAAUAUCUGGUGGAUCUCCGUGGGAAGUGUCUGAUGCCCAUUGUCCUAGUUGCCAAUAAAAGCGAUCUUCCACCUCAAAGACGGGAAGUGAGAUACGAAGAGGGCAAGAAGCUUGCGGAUUCUUGGGGUGCAGCCUUUAUGGAAGUAUCAGCAAAGAACCCAGAGGAUAGUAAACAGAUUUUUACAAAGAUCAUUCAAGAAAUUGACCGUGUGGAACGAAGCUUUGGGGAUGAGAAGAAGUGCCGUGUUAUGUAAACUGGUUCACUUUACCACUGCUUGAGUUUCCUGCAGAAGCGGGCAUUUGUAGGAAUUCAUACAGUGGAUGUUCAGGGUAUUGACAGUGUAUGUGUUUGUCUACUUCAGCAGAGUCAAUGCAAUCCUACUGGGCAUAGUAGAAAGGAUUUCUACUUGUCACACCCCCUUCCUUGUAUCUUGAUACCUCUUUUGGGGCAUGUUCUAUUGAAUGUCUGAUUUGUAUACUUGAAGGGUAAUUUCAGAGCAUUUCACAGGACUGGGACAAGGGCUAAUAUUCCAAUACUGAGGCCUUACAGACCUGUGUCACAGUUUGCACAAAUUGUAUGCAAUAUUGCACCUU